Messenger RNA from Python bivittatus (Burmese python), 2799 nucleotides. NCBI's taxonomy places the organism in Eukaryota, Metazoa, Chordata, Lepidosauria, Squamata, Pythonidae. The record is from RefSeq and is a predicted model, not a curated record.
AUGGCCUGGACGAGUCCUGUGGGCGAGAUCGUGGUAGCAAGGAGACUUCGGUGGGCUGACAAGCUAAAGGCACCAGGCUGUGGUGGAACAGAGCCACACAACUUCCAGCAUCCCUUUCUGCAGGCGGUAGGCAUGUUUCUGGGGGAAUUUUCCUGCCUGGCUGUCUUCUACCUCCUGCUCUGCAGCGACCAGCGGAGGCCAGAGCCCACCAUGGCACCUCCUCAGCCCUUUAACCUAUUGCUUUUCCUGCCUCCCGCACUAUGUGACAUGACAGGGACUAGCCUCAUGUAUGUGGCUCUGAACAUGACCAGCGCUUCUAGCUUUCAGAUGUUGCGUGGAGCUGUGAUCAUCUUUACUGGCCUGCUCUCAGUAGCUUUCCUGGGAAGGAAGCUGGUUCUGAGCCAGUGGCUGGGCAUCCUGAUCACCAUUGUAGGGCUGGUGGUGGUUGGGCUGGCAGAUUUGCUGAACAAUAAUGAUGAAAGCCACAAGCUCAGUGAGAUCAUCACAGGUGACCUUCUCAUCAUUAUGGCCCAGGUUAUUGUGGCCAUUCAGAUGGUGCUGGAGGAGAAGUUUAUCUACAAACACAAUGUUCACCCUCUGCAGGCUGUUGGCACUGAAGGUUUCUUUGGGUUCGUCAUUCUCUCCAUCAUCCUGGUGCCCAUGUACUUCAUUCCUGGGGGCAGUUUCAGCGGUAGCCCACGGCAAGUACUGGAAGAUUCUAUAGAUGCCUUCUGCCAGAUUGGCCACCUGCCACUCAUUGCUGUAGCCCUGCUGGGCAAUAUCAGCAGCAUUGCCUUCUUCAACUUUGCUGGCAUCAGUGUCACGAAAGAGAUCAGCGCUACCACCCGGAUGGUACUUGAUAGCCUGCGCACCAUGGUCAUCUGGGUUGUCAGCCUUGCCAUUGGCUGGGAGGUCUUUCAUGGACUGCAGAUCCUUGGCUUCCUCAUCCUCCUUGCUGGAGCUGCCCUUUAUAAUGGACUGCACCAGCCCCUCCUUGCCCGCCUGCCGUGGGGGAGGCCACCAGCAGGGGUUGCAGCCAGAGAUGCAGAUAGAGAAGGUCUCCUGGCCACAGAUGAGCUUUCCAUUAAUGGAGAUAGUUGAUGGCAAUGGAACUCUUACUGCUGCACCACAACUUUGGACCUCUUAUUGAACGAAUUAGCCUGUAUUGCUGGGAGAUCAGGCUAAAAAUGCUCAACUGGUUUCAAGAUCUGCUUUGUAGCUCUGGGGAUGCUUUGCUUAACUUUAAACAUCUAGAUACUUCUCCAUCAUUUCAUUCUUUUCCCCUUUACUGAAGGAAGCAAAGGAAGCUUACCAUUUCUCUAGCAGCACAGAGUAGAGGUCUGCUGCUGCUAAGCAGCCCUCAAGUGGUUAUGGGCUCUCUCCUGGGGUUGCUGGGAAGCCAUCUAAAAUCUUGCUCCAUCUUUCAUCAUCAGCAUUUUGGGAUGGGGACAGUGGAUGUAAUUGGCAACGUUUCCUGGAAACCUUAUAGCUCCUAAGCUGUACAUAUGGGUGGGUACCUGUCACUUCAUUGUUUAUCUUCUGUUAAAGUAACAUCACAGAGCAAUUGGAGGAGGACAUUUGCUUGUCCCCAGUAGUCCAAUCUGCAUAAAGGAUACUCUCAUGCUUCUGCCAAGCAGAAUCUUGCCUACUCUACUUAAAAAAGAAGAGUGCAAAUAACCAUCUUUCCCUGAAUUGCAAUUUUCAUAAUUUCUCAUUCUCACUACUUUUUCCAAAGCGACCUUCCCUAACUUGCUCCUUUCCCUAUAUUGGCCAUGUGGGAUGGAGAAGAUGGGCAUUUUAAUUCAACAGAUGCAAGAGGGAACAUCAUAUUGGGAAAUGUUUCCCUAAUCUGCCUAUGUAUUCUUUGCCUUUUUCUUGAUCCUUUAGGUAAGAGCUGCCCUAGUGAGGUCUAGCGAAGGGCUUUCAGUUGCUGCUUUCCCUGUGCUUGUGAGAAGUGUGCUGCUGACCUGGGGCAAAAGCUGGCUUGCAACCAUGCUGGUGUUUGGGUAGUAAGAUGGGAGCUGCUUUAUUCAGCAGCCUGGGCGUCAAGGGCAUUACAUGCUACAGGCUACAGUCUGGAAUUACAGCCCAGCAUCUUUUGCCCCCUGAUACCCAAGAUCUGGGAUUGGUGAAGCCAUUCAAGCUGCUAAAAAGAAUCAGUGGCCCUGGGAUCAUGCAGUUACACAUUUUGGAAGGAGGGAGCAAAAGAGUUACUUAUAUGUGCUGUUUUGCUGUUUUUACUGAAAAGGCCUAGAGUUUAGAGGCCAAGUGCCAAGGAUUUUUUCUGAAGCAGGUUGGGCCUUUGGCACAGUUGAUGUACUCCUUUGAUGCCUGCUCACUUAUCCACGCCUGUCUGAGCAGCAAGGAGGAAAUAGGGACUUAGUAGGAAAAGAGAACACAUGAUUCAUUUCCAGACCAUUGCUGUUUCCAAAGAUGCUACUGUCCUCCCUUGAGCCCCCCUUAGAAGAAAGCCCAUGAUAGAGCAGACAUCCUGAUGAGCUGUGGACUAUUGAUGGAUCUUCGGGGCUCCAUUGCACAAAGGGUGCCUUCUUUUCCAGGACGUCCUAAGUAAGGCCAUCAAGAUACCUGAGAUCAAUUGUCCAGGCAUGAGCAAUCCCUCUCUCCUUGACAGCUUUCUUAAGUGCUGAGCAGAUCUUGCCCUUGUGUCCUUGGCAGCUGAUGACACUGUUGGGUCAUACUCGGUUGGGGCAUGGGAUAAGGGUAACGGUUGGGUUUCUCCAAGUUGGGAGAUAUUAACAAGAACGCAGUUUUGUAAUCAAUAAAAUACUUUCUGAUUUG